Molecule: messenger RNA, 1371 nt
Organism: Alternaria rosae
Lineage: Eukaryota; Fungi; Ascomycota; Dothideomycetes; Pleosporales; Pleosporaceae
Exons: 1
Coding region: 268-1371 (367 amino acids)
Source: RefSeq, a predicted model, not a curated record
AACUUCGGAAGUUGUAUUUCGACAAGAUGCUCGUGAAGCGGAGGGUCGUGACAAGACAGCUGUCGUAUGUAUUCAUUACGGUCCGUGAAUCCAGGUGCGAGGACUGAGAGAGGUCUUCCGAGCGGGAGUUGCGACGGACUUGUGAAAGAAACCACGAAUGCGCUAUGACAGUCGAUCUCCUAUACUGCACCGUAAUUACUCGAAUUCAAUGCAACUCUUUGCUCUUCAACCAGCGUCUUGACUAAGUCGCGAAUAUUCAGCUUACCGAUGGGCAAAGUCGGGCAAUUCUUUCGUUCGCUAAGUCGUCGACCGUCGAUCCUCAAAUCGCGUGGUGAAACUAUCGAGUCGCGCAAAUCAAGUGUUUUCUCUUCUCUGGCGCAAAAUGACACCGACAGCAAAUCUAUCUCGACUGUAGAAACCCGAGCAACAUCCCACAACGAAGCGCGAACGGCGCCGUCUACACCAUCGAUCGCGCCAACCGACCCCACAUGCCUCGAGACAGUAGGGCGGGGUGGAGCCUCCAUCGAUAGCGCUCCGAGAAAGGACACGGUCAAUCAGCGUAUGGUCGAUUUGAAUGCGUAUGCAGAUCUCGAAGUCAAUAUUUCCAUAUUGCGUUUCGUACACAGGCUACCGCUGGACGAGCUGCGCAUCAUUGGCCAGGUGCUGACGCUGUCUUCGUCUUCUGCUAUGGGCAAUACCUUUGAGGAAGAUGACCGGCGUCUUCCACGAGGCGUCGCGCGACCAAAGACUCUGAGCCUUGCUAGUACGACUAGGGACUUGAGCAGGUCUUUCGUAUGUGGUCCGAAGAACAGGUCUGAACCCAACCGUACUAGACACGAAUGUAGACACGAUCAAUGCGCCGUACACGAAAGGCUGAUCCUCUAUCCUUCGGAGAUGGACAUGAAAUCAUAUGCGGACGCAGUAACGCUUAGCCUUGUCAGUCAAGAGAGCGACCCAGCAUGGUCGUUCGCGUGUUGUUCGGCGCAGCGAGUCGAGCGGGACCACGCACAACGGCAGAGUGAAGCUGCGGACAUGAAGCGCGCGCCUUCCUUCACAGGACGAUCGGCCGACUCAUGUGAUCUCUUCCUGGAAUCCAUUGGCCUUUCGAUCCACCCAGACGGUGACCCAAGAACAGACCACGAGGACAUGGAUGCCUUUGACAUGGACAACUUACCAAAUUGGUCCGAUGUGGAGGACGACCCAGAGUACAACCAGUUUGAAGAACGGUCAUUCCACGGGACGGAUACGGACAGCUCUCACUCUUCCAGGGAGUCGUGCACGUCAUCGCCAGCACUCUACAUGCCCUCUGUAGCUGUCCGCACUAUCGUAUCUAACAUGCAUGGCGAUGCAGCGGAUAACAACGAAGGGUGA